GGCGCGGUCCGACGUGGCGAUGGAGGAAAGGUAUUGUCGGCCAUGCGAGUGCGAGAUCGGAAUUAUCUCGCUGGCAGUGGGCUGCUUUUUGAACCGUGGGGUGUGGCUGUCGGUAAUAGAGCGGGAACUGCAGGUCAUUCCGUGUUGCUCUGCCUGGGUUGGGUUGACGACAUCGGAAUUGCCGUCAGUGCCAUCGGAAGAGAGGAGGAGGGGGAGGAGGAGGAAGAGGAGGAGGAAGAAGGAGAGGUGGAGGAGGAGGGAGGAGGAGGAGGAGGAGCUAUGGAAUCAUCGCGUGGAAACAGGAGCUUAGUGAAGCAGAAAUCCGGAAGGCGAGGAAGAGCCAGGCGGCAUCGUCGCUCAAAAGGUUCGGAAGAUUCGUUGGCGGACCAGCCCGAACAGAAUCAGCAUGGCGAGGCGCCAUCGCCGCGAGGUAGAAGAAGGAGAUGGGCUGACCCUCGGAGAUGGGCUAAUCGAGGGCACAAUCAGAGGGAUAGUAAUGGGGGAGGCAUGCCUCCGGACGGAUACCUUCUGGUGUGGGUCGGCCACUUCAAACCGUGGCAGAAAAGAUUCUUUCGAGCUCAAACGCCCGGUGUCCUCGAGUACUACAAGAGGAGCGACCUCAAAGGCAGGUCAGGCACCAUCAAUCUAGAGGGUGCCACUGUUGUUCCCACUCCAAACAAGGACAGACAGUUCACGAUCGCCAUUGGCAAUGUCAUAUAUUACCUGCGUGCAAUGAGCAAGGACUGCCGGCAGCACUGGAUUGACUGGUUGGACGACUCCAUCAAGAAGUUUGCGUUGCUGAAGAACAAAACACUGGAUCUUCAGAAGUCUGGGAAUCCUGCAAUGGGACCCCUCUCUGUGGAACCCAAGGAUGAGUGGGACCAACAUGAGAGAGAGUUGGCUCGCCAAGAGAAAGAACUUGCUCGCCGGAUGGACAUUAAAAUGAGAGAGAUACAUUCUGAUCGCCAAGUGUUCUUGAUGCAGUUGCAAGCAUUACAACAGAGGUUAACAUCAGUGGCAGAUGCUCUUGGGAUGGUUUCGGGUUCGAGCUCACAAAGAGAACGGUUCCUGUCGCCAUCUUACUCACUGGCUGGCAAACAGCAGAUGGCAGCUACUAUCCAUGGUGCAUCGACUUCGGGCGUCUCGUCAUCAGUGAGUUUGGAUGCGUUUCCCCAAGGAUCCUCCAGGCGCUCACUGAAGCGAUCCUCAUCUAUUCAGGGUUUGGAGCUUCCCAGCUCUGUCCUUCAAGGCUCAUUGUUGCCAGCAUCUGAGGUGUCGUUUCAUCCUUCUCAGAAUGGAGCUAGCACGAUUGAUCUGCGUCCAAGUGGGUCUAUGGAAGGGUGUGUUGCGUUUGGCGAGCACACGCCUUCUGUGGCUGGAACUGGGGGAAACAAUAGUGACAAGGGUCAUGUACAUAGGGAUGGGAACAGUGGAGGACACAGUUUGGCAUGUCCUCAUGGCACUCCAAAUCACAGACGGCAGCGAUCUCGCUCUUUGUUCUGGUGGAAGAGUGACCACUCCUCUCUGACAAAUGGCCUUGGUGGGGGCAUGGGAAAUGAAGAUGGACAUACAAAAUGCACUUGUAUGCAUGGUGGCGGUGGUGGAGGGGCAGGGGGAGUGGGAGCCUUAUGGAGGGACGGGGAAACUGUAAAUAACAUCUCCCUAAACAAUGGUGGCAGCACAGGGAUGCCAAAGGCACGGUCCGAAGGACUGCUUGGCCCCUCAGGUACCCAGUCUGCACGUUUCCCUGACUUAAAUCACGAUGAACAUUGCGCACCAUUCCUCAGUGAUCGGGAAGUGGACAACAUGGAGAUGGAUGGAUUGACAAGAAAGGGAAGGAGAGGUGUGGAAGCCUUCCCGGUUCCGCAGGCAGGAUUUGAAGAGCAUCUCGAUUCUGCAUGGAGCUUGCCACAUAGUGCAGGAUCUACGCUGGGGAAUGGUCUCCUGCCAAGCAGUCCAGUCCAUGGCUUGGGUAGUGUACAUGAAGGUGGCGACAAUUUCAGUGUAGGCUGCUCUACCCCAACGGGGGGGGUAGCUCGUCACCAUCAGGGACCAGGAUCCAGUACGCAAUCUGACGAGUCUCCUGGUGGAUUAUCCCCGCCACCAACUGUCACAUCUACUGCUGCAAUGCCAAUGGUUGGACUGAACGGGCAUGGAGUAGGUGCCAAUGAAAAGCGUGGUGCUAUUUUCCAUGGGGUUACAGGCAGCAACCCAUUGCUGGAGGCUUGGGAUCGACUGCAGGCGACAGUUGAGGAGGUGUUACGAGAGGAGGUACAGCGGGUGAUUGAGUUGGAAGCUGAAAAUGCCGAUCUGCAGAAUGAACUUUCAGCGAUGCCCAAUUUGAAGCAAGAUCUGUAUUCGGCAUCCAAGAGGCUUGAAGAGGUGUGUCGUUUACUGCGGUUGCUCUUGGCUGUGUUCUCUGUUUACAUGCUCACUCCCAAUAAGACUUCUAGAGGGAGGCUUGGGAGAGGUGAGAGGGAGGCAGGGGAUGCAGCUGCAGCUCCUGCUCGUGCUCUCGCCAAUAAUGCCGCAGGGAGGCAGGGGCUGCAGCUGCAGCUCCUGCUCGAGCUGGCGUGGGAACAGGYCAGAAAUAGCCUGUUCCGAAACCCAGUUUUCAUGCCUGAAUCUUAGGGCAGGUCGAAACAAAUGAGGGCCUAAAAA
Messenger RNA from Chara braunii, 2661 nucleotides. Lineage: Eukaryota; Viridiplantae; Streptophyta; Charophyceae; Charales; Characeae. The record is from the annotation of a GenBank genome assembly.